AUGGCCACAGAAAGUGAACGGCGCCCACUGAGCGUGAUUUCGAAUUCACGUAUGAACAAACUGUCAGGUGUGAGUCCCGUUAAGGACCGCAAACUGACAUUGCCUUCGAUAACGUCGAUUAUGAAUGUGGAACAAGAGCAAGGGGCCGAGACAGUGGUACCAGAUGCAGCGGGUACGACAACGGCUGCGGACGCGACAGUGUCGGCUGUCGCACCGGUUAUUGUGUGCGAGGACGACCCGUAUAGUCUGGCUGCGCACAAGCUGCGAGUACGAUUGCAGCUCGCCUAUUACAAGUACAAGACAAACCAGUCACAUCUCAAGUUUCGACAGCUACAGCGGCACGAGCCACGAGCGGGAGCCGCACGGAGACUUGUGGUGUCACAGGGUGCGUUCCGCACGCCCGUGAAAUCCGUGAAUCCAUCGCGGUGUCUCAAGCCGAGCAGCACCACAAAAAAGUUAGCGCCUGCCAAAUCGACACCGCGGUCCACCUCGCUGCCGGGCUCUCUGCAGGACACUCCCAUCUCCGUAAAGGCCGCAAAACAGCUGUUGCAGUUGUUUUCGAGCGCCAACUGA
Lachancea mirantina is the source of this 573-nucleotide messenger RNA. The record is from the annotation of a GenBank genome assembly. NCBI's taxonomy places the organism in Eukaryota, Fungi, Ascomycota, Saccharomycetes, Saccharomycetales, Saccharomycetaceae.